This is a messenger RNA of Lactuca saligna, 582 nucleotides long. NCBI's taxonomy places the organism in Eukaryota, Viridiplantae, Streptophyta, Magnoliopsida, Asterales, Asteraceae. The record is from the annotation of a GenBank genome assembly.
AUGCGUAUGGAUAUCGAUCAUAUGUCUUAUGAGGAGCUUCUUGCAUUAGGUGAGCAGAUUGGGAAUGCUGGAUCGGGGUUAUCAGAGGAUUUUAUUUCAGGUGGUUUGCUUUUCAACAUGAUGAUACGUGUAGCCGUAGAAAAUCAACAAGGUGGUGUUGCUGCUAUAGACCAUGGGGAAAUGCCAAAUAAUUUUACAUGUGGGAAUAAAAGCUUGUACAAUGACAGGGUUGGGUCUUUUGCAGCAGUAGCAGGAGAGGGUCAAGACAGCAAGGGAUCAAAAAGGUGUAGUAGUAGUAGUGAUAAUAUAAAUAUAUUGGUGAGGCAUCCUUCAUCAUCAUCAUCAUCUCAUGAAGGGGGGUUAUGUGAGGUGGAAUCAACUUUCAGAGAAAGAGAACUACGGAAGCCACCCUCACCAGAUCUCGAGGGUGCAACAGAGGGACACAAUAGCAAAACUGGUGGUGGUGGUGGUGGUGGUAAAAAGAAAGGCAAAAAGGGGAGACAGAUCGAACCAACUCUGCUUGGGUUUAAGGUUACCAGCAACCGUAUUAUGAUCGGAGAGAUCCAAUGCAUUCAAGAUUGA